Diabrotica virgifera virgifera (western corn rootworm) is the source of this 3421-nucleotide messenger RNA. Its product is annotated as zinc finger protein 271-like. The record is from RefSeq and is a predicted model, not a curated record. The transcript has 4 exons. Gene Ontology annotation, cellular component: nucleus. NCBI's taxonomy places the organism in Eukaryota, Metazoa, Arthropoda, Insecta, Coleoptera, Chrysomelidae. Bases 563 to 1201 code for a protein of 212 amino acids.
UGAUCAGUUGAUAAAUAUAAACAAAAACAAAAAGUUCACAAAUUUAAAUUUUGUCAUUUAAAAAUGCAUACUAGCCAAACAAUAAAGCUACUAAACAUUAAAGAGGAAAUGUGCCUCGGCUGUAAUUGCAUGACACGAUUUCUAUCUAACUUGUUUAGAGUCUGAUAAAACGUUUAGAAACUAUCAAAUUUGUGAUGAAGAGUUGAUUUCUACAGAAGUCGAAAGCGGAAAAUAUAGCACAGAAUCUCCACCAACAAAUGAAAAAUACCUCGAACCUGAUCUUUAUGCCCAAAAUAAUGCCUUGAGUAGUGAAGAAGAUGAGUCCGAAGAAAUAAAAACUGCUGAUAAUAACAAUACAAACAUAGAUUACCUCCAAGUUGUAGAUUUAUCAGCCAAGAGUUGUAUAUUGUGUCAACUGAGCUUUUCAACAAGAACAAAACUAAAAAACCAUGUGUUGGAAGUUCAUAAUAUAAAGCAAACAAAACUGAGAAGAAAGAAAGUAGAAGUUAAUGCUAUAUUUGCUUGUACUGUUUGCAAAAAAAGUUUUACGAGAAAGUUUGAUAUGCAGAGACAUGUGUUAAAGAAGCAUCCUGAAACCUCAGUGGAACCAUCAAUCAGGUCCCAGAAUUCCGAAUUAUUGAAAAAAUGUAAAGUGAAUGACUCAGAGCUAAGUUACUAUGAAUGCGACGUCUGCCACACCAAAUACAAAUCAAGCUCGAGUUUCGUUCUACACUACAACAUUCACAUAAAUAACAAAUUACAUUGUUGUCACCUAUGCGGGAAGAACUUCCAAAGAGGCGCCCAUUUAAAACGGCACGUAGAUCGUCUACACUACGGUAUCCGAAGGUACUCUUGUGACUAUUGCGACCAGACUUUCACCAGCAAAACGACUAAGGAUGAACACCUAAAUACUCACACCAAUUCGAGACCUUAUAUGUGCGACACCUGUGGCAAGUCCUUUAGACAGUCAUCCUCGCUGUAUGUUCAUAAAAUGUUUCAUAAAGACAUCUUUCCAUUUUCAUGUAAUGUUUGUGAAAAAAAAUUUCGACGGAUGGGGGAACUGAAGAAGCACAAGUUCAUACAUACAGGGGAAAGGCAGUAUAGUUGUGAAGUUUGUAAGAGGCCGUUUCGUUUAAAACAGGAUUUAAAAAGGCACAUGAAGACACAUGCUGGUGGUAAGGCUGUAGCUGUUGCCGAAUGAAGGAACUGAUGGAAUUCUGAGCACGAGUAUAAUCAAAAAGUGAUUCUUUGUUUAGUUAUCGAGGAAUAUCCAUGUCUAGAGAGAGACAGACAUAUACUUUAUUGAUACUAUGGACAAAAAGGAUAUCAACCGAAGUCUUUUAGCCAAUUUACAAAAUUACUAGUAGUAUAAUGAAUAAAAUUGUUUUUUUUAAGAUUGUGUGUGUAUGUCUGCAGAGGUUUGGCUUCGAACUAAUUGUUCAGUAGUCACAGAUCAUAUUACAUAAUUAUAUAUUACUGUACCGGGUGUCCCAAUUAGAAUGGCUCUCGGCCAUAUCUCAGGAACCGUUUAUAGUAUAGCUUUGAGAAAAAAAUAUUUAUAACUAAAGUUGCCUCGGGAAAAGCCUGGAAAUUAUUUUCAUAAUUGUAGGUCCACCGCUAGAGGGCGUAAUUGAAUAUCAAAAAUUAAAAAAUCAAAAUUUUGCAAAAUUUACCUAAUGAAAGGGCACUGAAAAUCCAAUCAUCGUAUUCUUCAUAAAAUUCUGCGCAUAUUUGAUAUGACAUGUUUAAGUCUACCUUUGCAAAUAAGAGGUGGGAGUGAGUGGGAACCUUCUUAUGAAAAAAUGGCUGUAAGUCCGGUUCUGCUAAAUUGAAUUUUGCAAACUUGAUCUUGUUGAAAACAGCUCUUUUUCGUCAAUGUAAGUGUCUUAUUUUCGAAAUAGCCUAAUAAGUAAUAUGCUAGCUAGUAGGCGUUAUUUAAUUAUUUUCGGAAAUCUAGCUUUCUUUGGAGAAUAUUAAAUACAAGUAUGCAUUUUUAAUCCUGUAUUACAAAAUUAGACCAAAUUAGCAACAUGAUACCGGAAACGCAUGUCGAUACCUUUUUUCUAUCUCGAGAUAUCUUAAGAAACGUGUAAAUUUUAAACAACUGUUAAUGUCAUCGAUAAACGAUGUUAAGGAAAAGUAGUGUGCUAUGGAAAAAACAAAGAAACAUUUUCCAGAUGUAAACGUAUAUGAUUAAUUAAAACAACAAUAAGACAAACAAUACUACAAAAUAUAACAAAUAAAUAAAAGCAAUUACUUACUUAGUGACGACCUAAAUGUUCAAAUUGUUGCCCAUCAUUUACUCAUUCAAGAGUAGAUUGAACAGCAGUAUCAAUUUCUGCUUUCGCAAUGCUUUGAAUGGCGUUUCGUGUAUUCUCUAUUUUUUCUUUCUUUCAUAGCUUCUAGAUCAUGUUUUCUCGAGUAAUGGGCCUAGCGGCAAAAACAAGGUCUUUAAUCCGUCCCCAUAAAUAAAACUCUAAAACAGUUAAAUCUGUUGCUAUUCAAUCUACUCUUGAAAGAGUAAAUGCUUGAAUCGAAAAUGAUGGGCAACAAUUUGAACAUUUAGGCAGUCACUAAGACUAAAUAAGUAAAUAGUUGCUUUUAUUUCUUUGUUAUAUUUUAUAGUGUUGUUUGUCUUAUUGUUAUUUUAAUCAAUUAUAUACGUUUACAUCUGGAAAAUGUUUCUUUGUUUUUUCCAUAGCACACUACUUUUCCUUAACCUCGUUUACCUGUGACGGUAACAGUUAUGUUUAAAAUUUACAAAUUUCUUAAGAUAUCUCGAGAUAGAAAAAAGGUAUCGACAUGCGGUUUUCGGUAUUAUGUUGUUAAUUUGGUCUAAUUUUGUAAUGCAAGAUUAAAAAUGCAUACUUGUAUUUAACAUUUUCCAAAGAAAACUAGAUUUCUGAAAAUAAUUAAAUAACGCCUUCUAGCUUGCAUAUUACUUAUUAGGCUAUUUCGAAAAUAAGACCCUUACAUUGACGAAAAAGAGCUGUUUUCAACAAGACCAAGUAUGCAAAAUUCGAUUUAGAAGAACCGGACUUACAGCCAUUUUUUCAUAAGAAGGUUCCCACUCACUCCCACCUCUUAUUUGCAAAGGUAGACUUAAAACUUGUGAGAUCAAAUAUGCGCAGAAUUUUAUGGAGAAUGCGAUGAUUGGAUUUCCAGUGCCCUUUCAUUAGGUAAAUUUUGAUUUUUUAAUUUUUGAUAUUCAAUUACGCCCUCUAGCGGUGGACCUACAAUUAUGAAAAUAAUUUCCAGGCUUUUGCCGAGGCAACUUUUGUUAUAAAUAUUUUUUUCUCAAAGCUGUACUAUAAACGGUUCGUGAGAUAUGGCCAAGAGCCAUUGUUAUUGGGGCACCCGGUAUAUAAAAAGACUUAAUAAAAUAGAUAUGUAAUUUAUUAAUAAAUAACUAAAAACAGUG